Spirodela intermedia is the source of this 6500-nucleotide messenger RNA. The record is from the annotation of a GenBank genome assembly. NCBI's taxonomy places the organism in Eukaryota, Viridiplantae, Streptophyta, Magnoliopsida, Alismatales, Araceae.
AUGCACCCGGGGCCAGCGAGGAUGGCCCCGGUGGGGCAGAAGGGGGUCUGCGGGGAGGGUGGUGGGCACAGGGAAGGCGCCUCCGGGGAGGAAGCGGCCGUCUCGCAGCAGAGCGUCGGGAUCCGCCGUCGGCGGAAACGGAGGGAUUUGGGGACGUGGUCGGAGGAGGAGCCUUCCAAGCUCGGUUCCACCUGCAGCGGCAAUGAGUCGGUAAUGUCCUGUCCUAGUUCCUCUCUGGCCCCCCUUGCCCGGCGGAAUUCGCGCUUGUUCGUCGUGGUGAAGGCAUUGCCCUGGUGAUUUUCGAAAUGUUGGCUUUUUUUGCGCUCUGGUUAGCUGCGGUUUACCCAGCGAUUGUCUUUGUGGGUUUCUUUCGCGAGAUCUCGGACCUUGCCCGGUUUGUUAGACUGAUGCACAGUCAUGGUUGCCUCCUCCUGUUUGAUUUCGAUGACUUAUUAGGUUAUCCUGCCGAACGCCUAUAAAAUUUCUUCACCUUCUUCUUUCUGAAAUCAGAUAGUGGUGGAUUGUGAGUGAUUCACAUUACAUUUAAUUUUUAUAUUCAUUUUAUCAUCUCGGAAGGAACCGAUGAGAAAAGUUCAUUGCAUUUUUUCAUCUCGAAAGUGAAAUGGGAGUGGAAACUACCUACACACAUGCGAAGUAUAAUGCGACUUAUUCGCACUUUCUUGAUAUCCCUGCUGAGGAUUUAUGUCUGGAUUCUCGUGCAUCUUUCUUCAGCCUUUCUUAUUAUUGUUGGGGGCCUCUGUUUUGGAUGUAUGGUGAAGAACAGCUUAGUAUGUAAUCUAUCCUUCAGAAGAAGCCUGUAGAGCAAUUCCCGUUGUAUUGUUCUGUUCUUCUAUCCGUUCCCUUCCCUUUCCAUUUGUUAAUUUGGACCUUGGUAGUUUCUUAACGAUGUCACUGCACUAGCUUCCUAGAGUUUCCAAUGAAACGCAGAUGAAUAAUUUCCAAGGGAAGAUUCUAUUGGCUGAUGUAUAAUAGCUAUCUUAUGAAAACUUUUGGAGUUGUUAAAACUAUUUCUUCGAUGAUUAAAAAUUGGUCUGUAGACGAAAACAUGUUCCUGAUUACCCAUAUCUCCAGAUAGUGGAUAGGAAACCGAGAUUAAUUAGGACUUGUAAAAGAUGACUUUUGGUGGGUCAUUGAUCUAUAAAUUGCUGAAACUUGACAGUUAUUUUGACGGAAAACUCAAUCGGAUUUUGCAUGGAGCUUAAGUUUCAUCCAUGAUUCUAUAGAAUCUGGGUGUGUUUCUCUGAAAGUAGAAACUUUUCAAAUAAUGUUACCUUUUCAUUCAAUGAAUGCGGAAAGAACACCCUGGCCAACCUCGGGACUAAAAAAUCUCCCUUAACGAUUGGAAUUAUAAAUACUCUGGCUAUUUUACUUAAUACUAUUUAAUUGAAGUUUCAUUAAGUUUCGGAUUCGAAUUUUAUUGAUACAAAGUUUUUCUUUUGGGGAAAAAUAGCUUUGUUCUUCUAUACAUGAAUUGUCUGUUUGAAUGCCUGUAAACGUGCAUUUUACAAGCCCCUGCUACUCUAUAUAUGGGGGGUAAAGGUAAUAGGUGAGACAUGUGAGAUCAUGAUUGAAGUUGCAGGCUCUUUUCUGGACCUAUGAGACUUAUGAGAUAGGUGAAUUUUCUAUUUUCGUCAAUUUUCCAUAUAUUAAGCCCUUUCCUCUUGACCCUUUUAUAUUUAAUCCUUUCUCGGUUAUUAUUAUUAUUAUUAUUAUUAUUAUUAUUAUUAUUAUUAUUAUUAUUAUUAUUAAUGUUAUAACUGCUACUCAUUGUCCAUGUGCUGUUGAUUCCUCGUAUUUCUGUGUUUGGAUAUCCUUCAAAUCUCUGUAGCAACCAUGCCUGGAGAUGCCUCGCUAGCGUAUGGUCAAUGAGUGACUCUAUCGUUAAAUUUGGAAUCUUCUCCAAUUUCUUGCUUUGGAUGUAAAGACGUGGAACUUCCCUUACGUAUUGUUUAUUUUUUUGUGAAGCUUGAUUUCAAAGAUUAUAGGCAUUAGAUGCUUGGAGUAUCUUUCCAAGUUUCGACAAUCAAGAUUAAAAAUGAGCGUAAAAGUUAUCCUGUCUUUUUUGCUUUGUGGAGGCUUAUAGCAUCAUAAUUUAGCCAAUUUUUUUCUGGGUCGCUAAUAAUGUAUCUUCGUGAUGGUGGAUGGCAUCAUAGUUGUGACUUGUUCAUCUGGAGCAAGGCUUACCUAGUUGAAUGGUUAAUGUUCACCCUAGAAAAUUUCUUAUUCUAAUUCCGCCUCUAUUGCUGUUUAUCAUCAAGCAUCAUUUCUUGAACGGUUAAUUGAAUGACUUUAAGUCAAAGUAACAUCUCAUGUGCAUUUCCGAUUUGCUAGAUCUAUUUUAUGGAUGAUAUGAACAAAAUUCCAAAGCUAAAUGGCUUCUAUUAAUGCAAGAAAUGGUUGCAGGAUUGUGGAUAAACUUAACCAUCAGAAGUUACGAGAAUUGAAGCUUUUGGUAAAAUGGGAUUGCUGACCAUGCUUAUACAUUUGUCUGUAAGGUAGGUAAAAUUCUCAUCUAAGUGCCUUGGUCUCCCAUUAUCCUUUGGGGAAUAAGACCACAGUAGUGGAGUGAAUCAACUUAAAAGUUUUGACUCUGCAUUUGAAAAAUCGAAAGUAAAACUCUUUUUGGUUGAAGGGAGAUGGACUCUUGAAAAGAGUGUUCCAUCUACUGUCACAUCAAUCUUGAAACAAGCUCUUUUGGACUUUGGCAGUUAGUAAUUCAAACAGAGCCCACCUAAGGAAGUGGGGUACAGUGUGCAGACCAAUAAAAAAGUAAGUCUAGUUAAUUGUCUUACUCAGCAAGGCAUUUCCUGCCAAAUGGUGAUGGACGACAGGAGAGAGCAACUACUUACGAGUUGACAUUGGCGGAGAGAUGAUGUUCGCUCCUACUGAGUAGCUCUUGAGUUUCUCCAACAUGGAAAUAAAAUUCCGAAGUAACAGAAGUCUUUAUGACUUAUAUUUGUUAUCAAAUGGUUAAUAGGAGGAUACUCAAAUUUGUGGGGAUAUUAAAUUCUUUUUUUGGAAAUUUUAGCAGCUGUAAAAUGCAUUUUGAGACAAGAAAAAACACACGGGGGCUAUUUAUCAGAAAAACUAAAGAGAACAAUAUUACUGAUUGUGUCAUGCUUGUUAAAAUCCUUCAUCAUACUACAGCGAGAGGCGUCCAAAAUGGCAACAGAUGUUGGAGAUGAAUAGAAAUUGAGUACUGAUCGUUAGAUCCCUUAAAAAACUUUUUGGUGAUAGUAGGAAGUAGAUCUUCCUGAUGUUGAGGUUAGAGAGAGUUUUGUCCUUGAAAGGUAAAUUUUUUUCUUAUGAAAUUGGACUCUGUGAGUUAAAUGAGAUGGAUAGUUUGUCAUAUUCAAUGUAUAAUUACUUACAUGUUUCUGGUAUCUUAUGGGUUCAUAAGUGCAAUUUACUUCUUAGAUCCCUCUUUGUCCCAUUUUCUUUUUGUUUUACUAUGCCCCAUGCAGAUAUUUCUUAAAAUCUCGCUUUAUCUGGUUUUGUAUUCUGGUGUAGGCUGCUCGCCUUUGCACUGAUGAAUGGCUUAAUGUCUUCUAUUGACAUGCAUAGGUCUUUUUUCUUUCUAUACUGCAGUUCUUAAUGCUACUAUCAUUUCCCAAUUGCAUAACCAUACAACUAACUUGUCAAUAUUCUGGGUCAAACACGGCAAUGUCAUGUAAAAGCAUGUGUCCUGGCUGUUCCCUGAAGGAAGUAUUCUAUUUAGAGAAAAAAAUAUCUGUGAACCCUGUCUGAAGUUUCAUCCUGGUUGCUACUCUUUUGAGGAUUCCACUGCAAAUUGGCUUGAAUAAUGGGCAAAAGAUUUCUGCCUACUUAGGAAGCAUGCAUUCUGUAAACUUUGCUCUGCGUAGCAGGCAUGCCUCUUUAGCUGUAUAUUCAGCAAUAUAGCAACAGAAAAAUGAUCUGCUUUGUUUUUACAUAAGGUGGAAGACUGAUGGCUAUCUGUUUGUUCUUCUUUUGGGCGGGUUGUGACUAUAACAAUGACUGUUCAGCUGAGAAUAUGAUCGAUUACUAUUUUCUCCACUUAUCUAGCAAAAUUCUAUGUAUGUGCAACAGGAUUCACCCAAAAUAUCUUUGGAUCCGUUGCUUACGGUCAUUCAUUUCUGUAAAUAAUUACCUCAUGGCAUUAAUGAGUCUGCGAUGUUCUGAAGAAAGUUCGUGUGAGUCUAAUCAUUUUUUUGAGCUGCUUUUAUCCUCAUAUUUUGUCUUUGAACAUUACAGACAGAUUGUGAGCCUAAACGUCUUAAAGUUGGUGUUUCAAGAGAUGAAAAUGGGGAGUCAAAGCUUGAGGUUGAAACAAGUUCAGGCGUUUGUAACAAGUUGCCUGGUCAAUGUGCCCAAACUUCUGAGGCGUCCAAGCAAGAUUACAUCCAUGUCAGAGCAAGAAGAGGGCAAGCCACUGACAGCCACAGCCUUGCAGAGCGAGUAUGCCAGAUUUUUUUUCUUGUUAAUAUUGAUACCUCACAUUAUUUUCUGCCAAUAUCCUGCGUUACAGCAUUGUUGAACAGCGUGCAAAAGGUAUAAAACUUGGAUUUGAGCUCCUUAAUUAUCUAUGAUUAGGAGAAUGGCAGUUGUCUCCUGAUAUUGUUAGUUCCGCUAAUUAUUCAAUGUUUUAAGGAAAUCAGCUUGGUCACUUUUUUUUUUUUUUGAAAAGAUUUACAUAGUUUUAGUGGCGAAAAUGCACGGGUUCUUUUACUGGAAGAAUAUGGAUCCAUCACAAAUUUAUUUCGUGUUCUAACAUACAUUAUUUCGUUGAUUCAAGGGUAGAGUAUUCAAUCGAUGUAUUCGAGGUGAUCUGUGUGGUGGUUAUGUUUAUUUAUUUAUAUUUAUUAUUCAUUGGUAUGAACAUUAGUGAUAUAUGGAUCCUUCACAAUGAAUCCCAUACUUGCAUCAUGUUUCCGUACUGGAUAAUCUUCAAUCAUCAUUCUGAGUCAAUGGCAUCUAUCUCGGAUGGUUUGGAACACACACACACACUCACACACACACACACACACACACACACCCUGCAUUCCCCGGAAUAUCUUGGUAUAUUUGCCUUUAAUAUUAUAGAAUUAAAACGUAUUAAUUAAAUAGUUGACCUGUAGAACUUGUUUAGAGAUCAAGCACUUCUUUUGAACUGGUCAAACUCUGUGUUGAUACCCAUCACAAACAAGUUGACUGAAAUUGACUACACAUCGAUUAUAUCUAAGGCUGUUCUCUAGAGAGGGAGAGAGGGGCUUGAGAAGCAGGUGAAGUAGUAAAAGAGACUGCAUCUCUCACUCUAAUAAUCCUCAUUCUAUAAAAAAUAAAACGCUCAUUAUAAUCCAGAUGAUAUCUAUUUUUUGUUAUGCAUGAUGGGGAUGGACAUUGAUGCAAUCUAUUUAGUCCACCUAGUUUUCAUGUCGUAUUGGGCUAAGUUUCUUCCUUAAUACGGCAUCAUAAACUUACAUGAUUUCCUGCUGGACUUCCGCUCAUUCAUCAGGCUAGAAGGGAAAAGAUCAGUGAGAGGAUGAAGAUUCUUCAGGACCUGGUGCCCGGCUGUAACAAGGUAGAGCAACUAUCAUGUUCUUCACCACCGGGGGAGAUCGAGCUCCUGUUUCUGUUUCAUGAAUCUCUUUCUUCUCACUGAAUUGCUCGUUGAAAGGUUAUUGGCAAAGCAUCUGUGCUCGAUGAGAUAAUCAACUACAUCCAAUCACUGCAGUGCCAGGUUGAGGUAGGCUCCAGGGCUGUGUUUUCCUGAAUUAGCCAUGAAUCUCUUCUGUUAUUGUAAUUUCUUCCCUGUUCUUGUUGCGAUUCCAGUUCCUUUCCAUGAAGCUCGAAGCAGUGAACUCGAGGAUGAACACUGGCGGUGAAGGGUUCCCUGCUAAAGAUGUAAGGGCCUCUUGCUAAUGUUCUAAUCACACUUUUCAUUUAAGUGAAGUCUUUCUGCGUCAGAUCCGAGAAAUAAAAAAUAAAAAUAAAAAUCAGAAGAAGAAGAAAACCAUGGAUAAAACGCACACAGAUCCAUUCGUUUUGAGAAAAAAAUGAAGAUUUUUUUUUUUUUUCUUUUUCGCUUGUACCCAGGAGUUAGAAACUGUGGCUGAGCACAUGAACCCUAGCAGCCUGUUCACAGCCGUUGACUUUAUAAGCCAUGAGAAACAAAAAACGAUUGUCUUUGAAUAAAUAAUAAAUAGUCUUCCAUCCGUUGUGAUUCCAACCAGUCCUGAAAGCACCAGCCAACCAGUCAACAUACCCGUCUGAGAUAUGAAGAAGGGGGAGAUCAUUCUUCAAUCCUGAUUGAUCUUUUUUAUUUUUUUCUUAUGAAAUGUCUCCUACUCCCUCCCCCCUCCCCUCGUUGACCUCCCCAGUUCGGCGUCCAAGCAUUCGAGCCCUCCUCCAGGUCAGCGGGAUUCGUGGGGCAGCCGCCGACCAGGGAGUUCGUGGGUCAGGAGCCGCCGCAGGAGUGGCUCCACAUGCAGGUUGGCUGCGGGUUCGAGAGGGCGGCGUGA